Pocillopora meandrina is the source of this 929-nucleotide messenger RNA. The record is from the annotation of a GenBank genome assembly. Lineage: Eukaryota; Metazoa; Cnidaria; Anthozoa; Scleractinia; Pocilloporidae.
AUGAGUUCAGGAGAGCACGACGUCUUGCAGGAUCAGCUGGAGGAUGGCGAACCGGAAAAUCGAAACGUCGAGUCAACUGAAUCGAUCGAGUCUCAAGUCACUUUGGAAUCAGAGAUUGUGGCACUCAAGUAAGUUAAAUACUAGAGAAAACAAAACUUAUAACAGAUAAUUUUUCGUGUAUGGUAUGCAUGACUCUCAUGAAAUCGGUUCAAAUCAGACUUCAGGUAGAGACAAGCUGUUGAAGAAUUUCUUUAUGGAAAAAGUACUGGACUCAAAGAAAACCUACCAUUACACAGGUAGACAAAUAAACUUAUGCGUAAAGAAGGUCUAUUUCGUAAACAACAUUCACGUCCAAGCAAAGUACAUGUAGCAGAGUUAGGCAGACCAUCCUUUUUCACAUAAUGUAUUUCUGGUUGUAUUUUAGGCAUGAAGAAGGACUACCUUGAGCUGAUUUACAGCGAAAUUAAGAUAAAAAGUGAACGCAUCAACAUGUGGAAGGGUUCGCGAAGAACUAAGACAGGAAAGAUCCAGGAUAAGUACUUGAAAGUUAGUUAAAUGUUGUUGAAGUGACACAUCACUUAUUGCCAUUCUAACAGAAAGAAUUGAGUCAAUUUUUUGUGGUGUUCUUCUUUCACUUUCUUAACAGUUUUGACUUCUCUUUUUAGAAGCGACGAGAGAUGGUGAAGCUCACAACCAAAGAGCAAUUUAUCUUUACCCUUGUGAGACUUAGAAGAAACCCAAGUUUGGAAAUGCUGUGUGACAUAUUUGGCAUUGAUAAAGGAACUGGAAGCAAAAUAUUUAUAACAUGGAUUUUAUUUUUAGAAAAAGAACUGAACUUUCUCUUACCCUUUUCAACUAGAGAGGAAAUGAUUAGGGUGCCUAAACCGAAAUGCUUCACAAAGAAAUCCCUAAACAAUCUAGAGCAAUAA